CAUGAAUGUUUCUGGGUUAAAAGGCUGUCUGGAAGUGUGCUGGGAUAUCUGAGUUCACACUGCCAUAUAUUCCAGUUCAAAGGAGAUAAUAUGGAAUUUUAUUCAGCUAUAUGGAAAGGGCCUUAGUGUUUGAUUUGACCUGAAUUACACUAACCCUUGUCUUUUUCUACUCACAUGUUCAUUCUUGGCAGAAAACAGGAACUCAACAGCAACUUAUGUAAUCAUGGAGUAGCUCGUGUAAUGAUUUACUACGGUUUGCUCUUUCAUUUAAAUAUCAGGAUGCAAUAAAAUGAUUUAUACUUCCUAAGAUUAUACUGGUAAAUUGUUGGCUUGUUGGAAAGUGACAAGAUCAGAUCAGUCUUGAUAGUUAAGCUGAAAGAGUCCAAGCAACAGAAAUAUUUGCUGAUUUUAGCGGAAAAAAUACUAAGGAGUUCUUUUGAUUCUAGGAAGGGGUGAAGCUGGUGUAUCAGCCAAAGCACUGGCAAUGGAGCCAUCAAACAUGUACCCAUUGAAGCACAUAGGAAGUUCGAAAAACUAUCGACAUUUUUUAUAUUGUCCUGUGAGCAGCACUAACCAUGGAACCAUCAAGCAAGUUCAUUUUUAAAUACAAGCAAAGCUAUUUUCCCCAAAAUUUGAUCACACCAGAAUAUCUUGAUUCACUGGAGGAUUUUGAAAUCAGAGACAGUGAUGUAUUUUUGAUCACAUUUCCAAAAUCAGGAACCAUAUGGACACAGAAUAUUUUAAGCUUAAUUCUUCAUGAAGGUCAUCGAAAUGGGAUUGAACAUGUAGACCUGUUAGACAGAGUUCCAUGGCUGGAGUACAACAUCCGCAAAAUGGAUUAUGUUAAUCGCCCAUCACCUCGUUACUUUUCCAGCCAUCUGCCCUACUAUUUAGUACCAAAGGGAUUAAAAAAUGGAAAAGGAAAGAUUAUUUAUGUGGCCAGAAACCCAAAGGAUGUCUUGGUCUCCUACUUUCAUUUUUCGAAAGUUUCUCUCCAUACUGAAGAUGUGGAAGACUUUGAAAUUAUUCUGAAUAAUUUUCUAGCUGGCAAAGUGGUAGGUGAUUUUUGGCUGGACCAUGUAGAAGGGUGGUCUGCUCAGAGGGACCACUUGAAUAUUCUCUUCCUUAUGUAUGAAGAAAUGAAGAAGGAUCUGAGAGGCUGUGUAAUAAAAAUAUGCAACUUCCUAGGAAAGAGACUGACUGAAGAGGAGAUAGAUGAUGUUGUGGAUAAGGCUUCAUUUAGCAAAAUGAGUGAGGAUCGUAGAGCGAAUUAUACCACUGCACCCUCUGACAUCCUAGAUUUCAGCAAAGGACGCUUUCUGCGCAAAGGUACUAUUGGAGACUGGAAAAACACAAUGACGGUGGCACAGAGUGAAAGGUUUGACAGUGUUUUCAAGGAACGGAUGGAAAAGCUGCCCUUCAAGUUCUGCUGGGAUAUCAAAGAUGAAUUAUGAAUAAGGAUCAAUAAACCUCUACAGAUUUUAAAAA
Anolis sagrei ordinatus is the source of this 1488-nucleotide messenger RNA. Lineage: Eukaryota; Metazoa; Chordata; Lepidosauria; Squamata; Anolidae. The record is from RefSeq and is a predicted model, not a curated record.